Messenger RNA from Penicillium soppii, 477 nucleotides. RefSeq lists its product as uncharacterized. Bases 1 to 477 code for a protein of 158 amino acids. Gene Ontology annotation, molecular function: catalytic activity. The record is from RefSeq and is a predicted model, not a curated record. NCBI's taxonomy places the organism in Eukaryota, Fungi, Ascomycota, Eurotiomycetes, Eurotiales, Aspergillaceae. The transcript has 3 exons.
AUGGACGAAGAUGAAGCGGAGCAAGUGGCCAUUAAGUCCCCGGAUCUGACGGUAGCGGUCAUCCGACUACCCGAACGGCUGAUCUUUAUAGCAUCGGUCUACGUCGAAGGGGGAGACGCCACGGUGCUAGACGACGCAUGCGAUCACCUCAGAAAGGCAAUCUCAAAGGGCGGAGACGAGGUGUCCUUAGGAAGACAAGGCGAAGCGGAUCCAAUCAUUGGCCUCAUAAGUGAAUUUGCUCUUAGUAGCUUGCUCAAACGAGGCACGAAAACAUGGCAUAGCGAAGGACAGUAUGGGGACUACGAGUCCACAAUUGACCUCGUCCUGGCCUCCGACAAUUUGGCAGACCUAAUGACCAAAUGUGUAAUACACGGGACUAAGCACGGCUCGGAUCACCGGACGAUUGAGACGGUGUUCGAUGCACCGUGGUCAGCCCCGAAGCAUCAGGAACGACUUCUUCUAAAGAACGCGCCAUAG